This is a messenger RNA of Impatiens glandulifera, 2297 nucleotides long. RefSeq lists its product as uncharacterized. The record is from RefSeq and is a predicted model, not a curated record. NCBI's taxonomy places the organism in Eukaryota, Viridiplantae, Streptophyta, Magnoliopsida, Ericales, Balsaminaceae. The transcript is spliced from 20 exons. Gene Ontology annotation, cellular component: plasma membrane. Bases 450 to 2057 code for a protein of 535 amino acids.
UUGUUCAGCAGAUGGGAACGGCCGCGACAAUUGGCCAUGAUUUCCUUCCGUUUUCAUCUAAUCGGAGAAAAAUCCCUUUUACUAGAAUCCGAAAUUUCAACAAUCGUAUUGUAAGGGAUUGCAGUAAUCUCAUUCCUUUUAUUAAUUAAACAAAGGAGACUAGAGAGAGAUCUUACGAGGAGGACGAGUUGUUUCUUUCUAGGUUCCUUCCUUCCUUCCUUCUUCACUCUUUGACGUCUUUCUUCUGCUUACAUUAUCUUCGUCCUCCUUUCACACUUUAAAUGACGCUCACUUGACUUCUCCUUGCAUAACCCAUCUCUUACCCUCCCCUUUCUGUUCAUUUCUGGGAUUUCUUUCGAUGCGUUAAGAAAUCUAUUUUUGUGGCUGGAAAAUGAAUGACAACCAUUGGUUGAUUUAGUCUUGAAGAUCUCCCAAAAACUUCAAUCUCCAUGUUUUUCAGUAAGAACUCUAUGAAUGAUUAUAACAGUCCUGUUCAGAGUCAAACACCGGAUCUUUCGAAAAGUAUUGAAUAUGAAAAGAAUGAAAAGAACACGGAGACAAAGAACACGAGGACUGAUAAAGUUCCCACCAAUUUCCCUGAUCCAGAAGCAAUGGAACUUUACUCGAGAGUGAAAGCACAAGAGGAGGAAAUCCUUAUGCUUCGAGAACAAAUUGCUUUCGCUUGUCUAAAGGAAAUGAAGUCAUUGAAUGAAAAAUGUUCUUUACAAAAGAAACUCGCUGACUUGCAAUUGGCAAUCGAUGAGAAGCAAAAUGAGAUCAUAACUUCUGCCUCAAAUGAAUUGGCGCGCAGAAAAGCUGAUCUUGAGGAGAAUCUCAAAUUGGUACAUGAAUUGAAGGUUGAAGAGGACGAAAAAUAUAUGUUCACAUCUUCAAUGCUUGGAUUAUUAGCUGAAUAUGGCGUUUUGCCUCAUGCAGUUAAUGCUUCUUCGAUCUCUGACUCAGUCAAGCAUUUGUAUGGCGAGAUGCAGCUAAAGAUCCGAACUUCACAUGCUAGAUUUAGGGAUCUGACAUCUAUGGCUGGUCGUCAUGAUGAGGAUAUGUGGCUAGAAAAAGAUGGCCAUGGUCCUAAUCACCCGAAUAACCAACUUCCUCAAAGAUCAUUGGGUCAGCAAUAUCCGUUUUAUAGUCACCAUUUAGGCGAAGAACAGAACUUGGGAAACAAUAUCACAAUGACGAGAAACGAAUUGGCUAACAGCCAGAGGCAGCAACUUUUAGAUAAUGGCUAUUUACCAAAUCACACAGUUGAUAAUAAUGCUAGGAAUAAUUUGGGCCAACCUCAAAACUUUUCGGAUAGAAGAGAUGUCAGCAUGACACCCGAAGAAGAGAUGAAGGGAAGGGAGCCUUCGUUUCGUUUUCCGAUAGGGGAGGAGAGUGCCGUCUCUGAUGAUUUGCCUGGUAUAGACGGUUUCCAAAUAAUUGGCGAUGCUAAACCUGGAAGCAAACUUUUGGGAUGCGGUUUCCCUGUUCGUGGAACUUCUCUUUGUAUGUUUCAGUGGGUUCAUCAUCUUCAAGAUGGCACUCGACAGUACAUUGAGGGAGCCACGAAUCCAGAAUAUGUUAUCACUGCUGAUGAUGUUGAUAAACUCAUUUGUGUAGAGUGUAUACCUAUGAAUGAUCAAGGCCAACAGGGGGAACUGGUCAGAAUUUUUGCCAACAAUCAAAACAAAAUAACUUGUGAACCCGAUAUGCAAUUGGAGAUCGAUACAUGUGUCUCUACAGGCAUAGCCACAUUCACUGUUUUGCUUUGGAUGGAUUCUUCAGAGAACUGGGAGCCAGCAACUCUUACUUUAAAAAGAGCGGGCUAUGAAGUCAAGGCUAGUGGAUCCGAAGGUGUUAUAAUAUCGGAGAAAUUUUCAAAGGAUGUUUCGAUCCAGAUUCCUUCGGGGUUCACACCACAAUUUGUGUUGACCUGUUCGGAUGGCUCGUCGUAUCCCUUUAGCACAUAUAAUGAUGUCAAAAUGCGUGAUACUCUUGUCUUGACGAUGAGAAUGUUUCAAAGCAAGGCAUUGGAUGAAAGGAGGAAAGGAAUAGCAUAGGCCUUCAGUUUUUACCAGAAGGUUAUGUGCAAGUUUACAUAUUCUUUAUAGAGCAAUUCAAGAAUAAAGAUCAUCUUGUUCUCUAUCUCUUAUAUGACAAAAAUUUAAUUUUUUUAAAAAUCCUUAACCUUGUAGAAUUCAAAGCUUUAUGUAGAAUAAAUUUGUAAUUUUAACAAGUGGUUGAAGAUGAUGAAUCAUAUUUAUAUUUUUGUUAUUGAAUCCUAGCUAUGUUUGAAAUCA